Camellia sinensis is the source of this 531-nucleotide messenger RNA. The record is from RefSeq and is a predicted model, not a curated record. Lineage: Eukaryota; Viridiplantae; Streptophyta; Magnoliopsida; Ericales; Theaceae.
AUGGCGGCCAUGAAAUUCAACCUCGAAAAAUCGAUUAAAAUCUCAUCUCCCAUAGCCCUCUCUGCUCUCCAAACUUCGUACCCAUCAUCAUCUGGUUUGUUCAAACCAGACCUGAUCGAACCGGCGAUCAAACCUAUCUCUUUCUGUGAGUUUCAGAGAAUGGCAAAGCUUAACCUCUCUCCCUCUCUCUCACUUCCUCUCCUUUUCUCUCUCUGUUAUUUCUUCCCCAUUGCUUCUUCAUUUUCCGAUACGGGUUCCAUCGGAGUAAACUACGGCCGCAUCGCAGACAAUCUUCCACCACCAUCCCCAGUAGUUCAACUCCUCAAGUCGCAAGGCCUGAACCAGGUCAAGCUCUACGACUCCGACCCGGCGGUCCUCACAGCCCUCUCCGGUUCAGGCAUUUCCGUCACCGUCGCUCUCCCCAACGAGCUCCUCUCCUCUGCCUCCUCCAGCCAAUCAUUCACCGACAAGUGGGUCCAAACCAACAUCAUCCCUAAUCGAGUCGGUGCCAGAGAUUCCUCUCGUUGUUAG